Xiphophorus hellerii (green swordtail) is the source of this 4545-nucleotide messenger RNA. It is a transcript of the gene mamdc4, whose product is annotated as MAM domain containing 4. The record is from RefSeq and is a predicted model, not a curated record. Gene Ontology annotation, molecular function: protein binding. NCBI's taxonomy places the organism in Eukaryota, Metazoa, Chordata, Actinopteri, Cyprinodontiformes, Poeciliidae. The transcript has 28 exons. Gene Ontology annotation, cellular component: membrane. The coding region runs from base 69 to 3749 and encodes 1226 amino acids.
AAAGGUCGGAUCGGCUGGUGAAAUUUCCAUGGACAGUUUUCAGACUGAGAUGUGAAGGAAGGGAAAAUAUGCUGCGUUUUUGGAGCUCGACGGUCCUGUUGCUGUUUUGUUUGCAGCUCGUUUGUGCUUCGGGGUCUUCGCGGUGUGAGACUCCUGAAGGGAAAUGUGACUUUGUGUGUGAUUGUUCCGACUGUAGCGACGAGCAAAACUGUGGGUACUCUGGAAAAUCAUUUGAGUGUGACUUUGAGGAUGAAGGAGUGUGUGGAUGGAAGAUUGAAUCUGUUGGUGAGGAAUACAAAUGGCAGCGAGUUCAGAGCGGGGGCGAGCUGCCGGAGAGCGGACCGACUUCCGACUACACCACCGGCACAGCUACAGGCUGGUUCAUGUCAGUGAGUGCAGUGGGGGCAGAGUCUCUUCAGAGUUCAGUUCUAAUCUCUCCGGAGAUAAAGGGCUCUUCGCCGACGUGCCGCCUGCGACUCAGAUACUUCCUGUGGGACUCAGGACUCACGGGUUUAGGUCCAACUCCUCUGUGGGCUUCAAUCCUCCACCAGGACUCUCAGGAGGCCGUCGUGUGGCGCCCCGAGACCUCCAGCGCCCGCAGCUGGAGGGAAGCCACCGUCUUCCUGGGCCGCAUUUCCUCCCCUUUCCGGAUCCAUCUCCACUCGGCGCGCUCGGCGGGACAAAACGGAGACGUAGCCAUAGACCAGCUGGAGUUCCUGGACUGCGCUCUGCCCUCGCUCCCUGCUGGGACCAGCUGCCCAGAGGGGAUGGUGCAGUGUGGUGGUGGAGGCUGCGUGGAGCAGCGGCAGGUCUGCGACGGUACGGACGACUGUGGUGAUGGCAGCGACGAGGCGCCCUGCGAUGAUUACGACCGCUGUGACUUUGAGGAGGAUCUGUGUGACUGGGACCUGAGAUCGUUUUCCAAACUCAAAUGGAUCAGAACAAAUCAGGAGAACAUCUCCAGAACCGAUCCUUGGAAAGGUCCAGGCAGAGAUCACUCCAACAAUACAGCAUCAGGGUAUUUCCUGUACGUCACGGUCCCUGAUGGCGGUCUCACCAUGGACUGGGCGGCUUUUCAGAGCCCACGUCUUCAACCAACCAACAGCUCACAUCCAUGUAAGAUGGUCAUGUACACUCAUCAGUUUGGGCCGCGGUCCGGCGGGCUGACGGUGCUGGUGGCGGACCAGCUCAUCUACCCUGUCUGGGAAAGGGGCGGAGCUUUAGGAGACCUCUGGGUGAAGGCGGAGGUGGAGAUAGUGUCCAACUACACCUUCCAGAUUCUCAUCAUGGCAGCCAUCAGAGACCUGGACUAUGGAGGAAUCGCAGUCGACAGCAUCAUGUUGUCCCCUGAAUGCCGCUGGUCAUCUGAUAAUACCACCCUGGAAAAAUUCCCCAAACCUCCAAAGAAUCCUUGCAUUGAUGAUCCAGAGAAGAUGUGUGAUUUUCAGGCUGACUGCGAUGCUGCAGAGGACGAAGCAAAAUGCGGGGAUUUCUCCUAUCCUGAAGGCAGCUCAGGCUGGACUGACACCAGUAUUGGGAGUCAAGGUUGGCUGCUGGACAAAAGUUCAACAACUGGAGCAGAGUUCCUAUAUGUAGCUGAGGCUGCAGGUCAGCAGCUAACCGAAGCCCAGAUUCGGACUCCCCUCCUGGGCCCCACCGGUCCGGUGUGUAACCUGAGCUUCGACUUUGCGCUCACUGGGAGUUUGGAUCACAUUGGUGAGCUUUCUGUCAGAGUGAUCGACAGCUUGUUGGGAGUGAGGCCCAACCUGUGGGAGUUCAGUGGGAAAACAGGAGCAGGGGACGAGGAGGAGACCUGGCAACACGUUGACGUUCCUAUAGGAGUCAGGAAACAUCGCUUCCAGCUAGCAUUUGAAGCUCGCGCUGUGGAUGUUCAGCCUUUUGCUUGGAUCAAAGUGAGGAAUGUUCAGUUCAUCAGCUGCCACGCCGACUACAUUCCGUCUUCACCGACAGGGGCGUCAUGCAUCUUUGAGGACGGACUGUGCGCUUGGUAUCAGGACAACAGUGACAACUUUGACUGGUCUGUGGUUACUGGGAUGGAUCACAGCAUCGGAGUAGGCACGAGCCUCGUUGUGGACAUGUGGAGUCCUUCGCUGCGUGGAGCGUUUGGGCGCUUGCUUUCAUUCCCACAGCAGUCCACUGCCACAGAGAGCUGCCUGACCUUCUACUACAAACUCUAUGGGCCGAACGCAGGUGCUCUGAACGUGAAGCUGACCGACGGCCUCGGAUAUGAGAUUUUACUGUGGACCCGCAGCGGCGCUCACGGCAACGAGUGGCACGAAGCGCACUGCCCAGUACCGCAGCAAAACACAAACUUUCAGUUGAUGUUCGAAGCAGUUCGGUCCGGUUUCGACGGCCAGGUUGCCAUCGACGAUGUGGCGUUUCUGGUCGGCCCGUGUACCAUACCCAGAAAAUGCUCCUUUGAAGGCCAGAAGUGUGGUUACAGCAGUUACGGCGCCAUAAACUGGCUCCACAGAAACGGACACACCACUACGGCGAACGGACCCAAAACAGACCACACUCUGGGGACCGAGCUAGGUUACUACAUGAUGGUCAACACAGACGCAGACAUUCUACCACCAGGUAGCGCCGCUGUCCUCAUCUCCCCCGUCCAACAAGGAACCACCAAACCCGAAUGUGUCAGUUUCUGGUAUCAUAUGACAGAAGGGAACCCAGCCUUCUUUACGGUGUACGUCAAACCCCAGAAGGGAGAGAGAGUCCCGAUCUUCUCUGAGAACCUGAAUGAGGGAGACGACUGGCGUCGCGUCAACGGCAACGUCUCCGUUGGACUUGUGUCGUGGCAGGUACAGAGCGACGUUAGAGAGCAUUUCUUCCCCAGUCAGGUUGGUGUUUCACUUGGUUUUGCUCCGCAGUUGGAGUUCGAGGUCGUCGGAUCAGGAAGUCGAGGUUCCCACGUUGCUGUUGAUGACAUCACAGUCUCGGCUCAUCCAUGUGAAGAUCAAGGGUCCAAGUGCAGUUUGGAGAACGGGAUGUGCAGCUGGAUCAACAUUCAGGACAGAGAACGGGAGAAGCUGGACUGGGAGCUGACCAGUCCGGAGAAGGAAAAGCAUUAUCCAGUCCCACCUCUCGACCACACACUGGGAACAGAGAAAGGUCACUUCCUGUUCUUCCCAAGCAGCAACCGGACAGCAGCCAAUGAAAAGGCCUGGCUGGUGAGCCCUCAACUGCCGCCGUUUAAGCCCAACUGUCUGAGGUUCUGGGCCUACAAGCCCCAGUCAUCGGACUGCCAGCUGAGGGUAUGGAGCCUGUCUGGAGGUAUCAUCUACCAGCAGCUGAUCGUGAACGAACUCAGUGGACCUUGGAGGCAUUUUGAACUGAACAUCACGUCUCGUGAGGGAUACCAGAUUGUGUUUGAAGGCAUCAAAGGCACAUCAGGUUUUGUAGCUCUGGAUGACAUCGAGUACACCGUUGGGUUCGACUGCGCCACUAGAGACACAAAACCAACCUCGAAGCCGGACAACGCCGGAGGAAUCGCUGCCUCUGUGAUCGUGGUGGUGCUGCUGAUCGGCACCCUGGUCGCUCUGCUCGUCUUCUACCUGCGAACCAAACCAGAUGCCAACUCUCCAUCGCUCGCUAUCGGCAUUAGUAAUGAAGGAUAUGUUCCAGAGGAUCCUGUGACUGUUCCUCCAAGACAAAACCAUCCAAUGGCUGCAGGAUUCAACAACGUCUCUAUUUCUGCCGAGGUCAGGAAGAGAGAGGAGGAGGAGUGACACGGGGAGCUUUGCUGCCGCCUAAUGGUGGCUUUGGGAAAUGCAGGUGAUAUAACAGCAGGAGAACUGCUUGUGUCACCCUAAAUGAUCACACCUACAUGUAAACAAACACACAUUUACACAGAAAACACAAAGCCAGAGCGCUGAUUAAUGCAGAUCUGAGGGGAUCCGGACCUCCAGCAUAGGGAAGUCGGAGCGACAUCGUGGCUCUCAGUACCGCUAAGCUGCAUGAACCGGGACUGAAUAAUAAAUCACUGCUGCGUUAGCGGGCGCUGAAGUGGGAACCUUGCAGUUCUGAGCAGAUUUUAGUUUUAGAUUAGAUUUUGAUCCUUUAUUUUUCAAUUUCUCUACCAAAUGCUGACUGGUUUUAGUUUAUUGGACCUGUUUUCUUCACCUCCCUUCUGAUAAAUGACCACAGCUCUGCAAAAACACAAAAUCUGACCAAGUACAUUUCUACUGCAAAUAUCAUAGUACACUUGAAAUAAGACAAAAUUAACUUACAAAUAACUUUUCAGUAAAAUAUGUGUCACAUAACUUGUGUUUCCAUCAACCACAAAAACAUAAAAACAAAAUAAUUAAUCAUUUAACUGAAGCUGGUAGAAAAUAAUCCAAAUGUCAAAGAGCUGUUAGGAGAUAAUGUCAGUUUUCAGGUAGUUUUUUAUAAUUGUCUUCCCAAAUUCUUCAGCUUUAUUAAUAUUUGUGUUCAAAUGAAGAAUGGAGAAGAAAUGAAAAACCUUUAUGUUGACAUGGUCGCCUGUUUCAAACUGAUCAUAAAUAAAGCUAAUUUUAAAGCUCU